AACUUGAUGCUGCUAGCUGUAGGUUCCUCCUCUCCGUACUCAAAAGAGAAAAGCAAGCUGAAAUGUCUUUUUUUGUCAUUCCGUGUUGUUGAACCGCGGCUGGUGAAAGCCAGAUACCCAAAAUGUCCCCAGGUGGGUUUUUUCAUUACUUUUAACCCAACCCUUCAAGUUUUUUCCCCCACUUUUACGGACAUUUUUGAACGAAACGCUUAAUUUGUUUUCAGAUAUCUGCGGUGAAUCACGUCCUGAACAAGAGUUCUAAUGAAAACACACUGAAAACACCAAGUCGGCACGUUUACUUUAGCACAGCCUACUUUUUACCGUUUACCGUGUUUUUCCCCGUUAUUUUUGAUAGCUUUGAGAGUCUUUUAAACUAUGGCGUUCUUCGUGAAAAAGAAGAAAUUCAAGUUUCAGACCCAUCUUACCCUGGAGGAGCUCACCGCGGUGCCUUUUGUCAACGGCGUCCUCUUCUGCAAGCUCCGGCUGCUGGAUGGAGAUUUUGUCGCUACUUCUUCCAGAGAGGAGGUUCACAAUCACUGUGUGCGCUGGAGGAAGAGGUUUACCUUUGUGUCCAAAAUGAGCGCCAACCCCCACACUGGAGUUCUGGACCCGUCUGUCUGCAGGGUGUCAGUCAGGAAGGAACUCAAAGGAGGAAAGGCGUACACUAAGCUGGGCUUCACAGACCUCAACAUGGCGGAGUUCGCAGGUUCGGGCUCCACCGUGCGCUGCUGUCUGCUGGAGGGAUAUGACACGAAGAACACACGGCAGGACAACUCCAUACUGAAGGUGAUCAUUGGGAUGACCCUCCUGUCGGGAGAUCCGUGCUUUAAAACACCUCAAAGCACAGCAAAGUCCAUCUCCAUCCCAGGACAGGAGCACACCCUGCAGCUGGACUGCAAGGGGGAGGGCACUGCUGAGCCUGGACCGCCGGGAGGGGUUUCCCUGGGCCGAGGCUCCAAACAUCGGCCUUCCAUCAUCAGCUCAGGACUCCUGGAGGAAUCUGAGGUGAAUCCGUCGGUUCCUGCAGAAGCUUUCCAGUCUGGUCACUCUCGUAACUCCAGCUACGCCAGCCAGCACAGCAAAAUCUCAGGAUACAGCACGGAGCACUCCUGUUCCUCCAGCCUGUCGGACCUCACGCAUCGCAGGAAUACCUCGACAGGAAGCAGCACCUCCGGGGGCUUGUGCUUCACGGUUGACACCCCCCCAGAUGGGGACAAGGACGCUGGACGUCCGGAGAGACCCCCUCGACCCCCACGACCAGUUUUACCCCCAAAUAGGCCUCCGAGGAGGAAGCAGGACUCGGUGGAGAGUCACCCCUCCUGGGUGAACGACACUCGCAUGGAUGCCGACGACAUCGUGGAGAAAAUCGUCCAAAGCCAGAACUUUGCAGACAUCAGCCACACCGAAGACAGCAACUUGCGCCUGUUCGUCAGCAGAGAUGGAACCACGGCGCUCAGCGGCAUCAGGCUUGGAAAUGGGUGAGGAGCUCUGCUGUCUUUGUUUUUGGUUUAUUUCUCACUUCCCAGAACUUGAGUUUCAGUAUUGGAGUGCAGGAGCUGCAUGAAGUCUAAACAGUUUCCAAAAAUACUGGAAAAUCUCAGCAAUGUAAUAAUUUACAUACCGUAAAUCUCCCUCUGAGGACCCAACUUUGAAAUAUGAAUUUAAAGCCCUUGUUUCACUAUCUCCAUGUCACUCUCCCUCUGAUGCUCACUGAGAAGCUCAAAUAGGUUCCUAUGAUUUGGUGGCUUCUUCCUUUUUCUAAGAGUUAUGGCUGUAAUUCAUGGAGCACUCCGUCAUGACACUAGAACUCAUUCAGGUGAUAAUUUCCAGUUAUAGUACACUGUGCUGUUCUGAGCUCAGUCCCUCUAGAGGAUGCUCGACUCCUCAUGAAGUCUGAUUAUGACAGUCUGCUUAGAAACAUGCACGAGUCACUCACUGCAGGUCCUUCUGUAGGGCUCUGGCUCCCCCAGCUCCUCGUUGCACAAAGGAGCAGAUAGCAGUUCUACUACUGGGUCGAUGGCGUUGCCAGCUCUUCUUGUGUAACAGCCCCUCUCCUAGUAUCGCCGUAAUACUUUUGAAACUGUGCUUUGAUGGAGCAAACCUU
Neolamprologus brichardi is the source of this 2104-nucleotide messenger RNA. The record is from RefSeq and is a predicted model, not a curated record. NCBI's taxonomy places the organism in Eukaryota, Metazoa, Chordata, Actinopteri, Cichliformes, Cichlidae.